AGGGCUUGCUUCCUGCCCCAACGAAGCGGGAUCCUUAGCAACGGGAAAGAUUUGGCCGGGAGAAGAUGCAGCCAAGCGGAGAAGGAGCCGCCAUGGGCCGGCAGAGCCCCGAGCCGACCAUGUACCGGCACAGACCCAGCUCGGAGCUGACUCAGGAUAUUUCCCAUUUGUUAGCAAGUGUCUUUAAGAACAUGUAUACCUCAGAGGUGAUAGGAGUGGACACGGUGGAAAAUAUGAUCAAGUCCCGCGGCGGAGACAAUGUCCAUCAUGAGGAGUUCGUGAAAGAGUUGCAGAAGGUCAGGAAGAAAUACAAAGACCAGUUGGCAGAAGCAGAUAUGCUGGAAAGGCACAUCAUCCAAGCCAGGGCUCGAGCCACAGCAGAAGAGGAAAGGACCCUGAACCAAUAUAAAGAAGUUCCAGAAAGUUACCGUCACAUUUCGUUGCCACCGGUAAAGUCUACCUUCAGAUGGUGCGUGGAUGAUGAACUUCUGGAAAAGCAUAAUUUAAUCAGCCCUAAGGAUUACAUCACGGAUCCAGAGCUCAUUACCCGGGCACCAAAAGAAAUAUCUGAGCCUGGCUACUUGAAAGAUAAUGAGAGUUUUCAACACCAUAUUUCUGACAAUUCAGUUUCUUCAAAACUGAAAGAAAGUCCACACAUUAAGAAACUAAAAGAAAGUUUUCCAGAUGUGUCUUUAUCUAGCUUUACCUUGGAGUCUUCAACUACUGAUGUUCCAAGACAAAUUAAAAAAUCAUUCAUUAAGAAGAAAGCUAUCCUCUUCCAAAAACCAGUUUGGAUGAGUAGCAUGACCAGAGCUGAAAGGCAAAAGGACCGUGCUUACCUCCAGAGGCUUGAGGAACGCCAUAACUUCCUGAAAAACCCACGCUAUUUCCCACCCAACUCCUAUCGUGGAGGACGGUCCUUAAUUCUGCCUCAAAAGAGGGUGGAGCGUAUGUUCGCGGGAAGAAUAAAGAUGGUGGUUGAAAGCGAUGCCCAGUCCGUGCCUAUUUUCCUAGCAAACCCACCAGAAGUCGUGUUUUCUUAUUAUGAAGUUGGCCAGGUUUAUGAAAUGACUGUAGAGUUACAGAACAUGACGUCAACCUCUCAGUGUAUCAGAAUAAUUCCUCCGGCUACAUCAGCCUUUUCUAUUGGGUUGGGAAAAUUUCCAGGAGAAGGAGGACUUAUUGCUCCUGGAAUGAGCUGUUACCAUGAAGUUCAGUUCAUUCCUGAAUAUCUAUCGGAUUAUGAUGAUUAUAUCCUGGUAGAGUCACAGACGCGAUAUCCGUUCUUCAUCCCUUUGAAAGGUAGAAGACCGCCUCCUAUUCUGACACUGCCUUUCACUUUAGACUGUGGUGCCUGCCUCGUAGGUGGAGUAAAAUUUACACAAUUUCCUUGCAAAAAUGAAGGUUCUAGCACUGGGAAGUUUUGCAUCAUGCCAAAGGGCAUAUGGCCACCCCCUAACUUCCGGGCUGUUGCCACUUUUGGUUAUGUGGAGCAAAACGUAUUUGGGAUUCACCCAGCAGUAUUUGAGCUUGAUCCUGGUCAGUCGACAGUAAUUGAGGUUGUGUUCAUGCCCAUUUUACCUGAAACCUUUACAGCGACGUACCUCAUGGUUUGUGACAACUGCCAGGUCAACGAGAUUACUGUGACAGGUCUAGGGCAGCUGAUAGCUUUGGAACUGUUCUCUGUCACUGGUGGAGAAAGCCAUCCCCUUCCCGGUGAACUUACAAAUGUGAAAGCACAACAUCUCAUUCGCUUUGAUUCUCUGAACCCCUAUUCUGUGGCAGAGAAGACUCUGGUUCUAAGAAAUAUGACCCACGUGGAACUUCCCUUCUUCUGGCAGAUAAUGAAACCUAACCUGCAACCAUUAAUGUUGGAAGGAAAAGUGGACCUUGCAAAAAUAAAAUACAACUUGGAAAAAAACUCAGCUUUCUCUCUAACUCCAUCCAUGGGAAAGCUUCCCGCACAUUCCGACUACACCUUUACUCUCACAUUUGCUCCAAAAAAGUUGAAAGACUACCACAGUGUGCUUCAGAUUGUGCUAGAGGAUAUCCCAGAACUACCUAACCCUCAAAAACAAUGGUUAUAUGAAGGUGGAGAACCCCGACAAGAAGAUGUUAUUGCCCUGGACAUAGAUGUUAAAGGCUACACAGAACCCUUUCAGCUCCUUUUAGAACCAUAUGUCAUUAUCAUCCCUGGAGAAAACUAUAUUGGUGUAAAUAUUCGAAGAAUAUUUAAGAUGUAUAAUAAUAGUAAAUCCCCUGUCGCUUUUGCCUGGGAGAAAAUCAGUGAGUGUGACAUAUUGGAAGUCGAACCUUCUACUGGAAAGUUAGGAGAAAAUGAGUUCUGUGAGUUUGAGUUCACCAUUACCGGAGGCAAACCUGGACAUUCCUGUCAUGAGCUAAAAUGCAAGAUCAGCAAGUGUACAGAACCCGUUGUGUUGCAUGUGGAAGCUGAUUUUAAGGGUCCCCUUCUUUCCAUUAGCGUGCCAUCACUUGAUUUGGGUCUCCUUAAACUGGGAGAAAAAGUGUCCUGCACUUUUGAGAUACAAAACAUAAGUCAACUGCCAGGAAGAUGGAAAAUGCAGGAAAGUCCCGUUUGCAUGGCUGAAAGGGAUGAAGAGACCUCUCCUUUUACAAUUGAGCCUUCUAGUGGGGAAUUAGGUCCUCUAGACGUGUGCAGUGUCUCAGUUUUAUUUUCAUCAUAUAUGUGUCAGCGUCUCCAAACAGUGCUAGUGAUGGAAGUGGAAAAUGGAACUGGAAGCCAUAUCCUCGUCUCUGUGGAAGUUCAGACUCCUCAGGUGUGCCUUCUCUCAAGCCACUUGCAUUUUGAUCUUUCGGUUGGGAUUCCUGCACAAGCAACCAUCAAGCUUUUUAACCAGACAUUGCUCCCAGCCCGCUUUCAGUGGGGAGAGCCCCUUGGAAGGCAGGCUUCUUCGUACACGGUUAGCAUCACUCCAGAAAGUGGCCUUUUGGGUCCAAAUGAGGAAAAGGAAUUGUGUUUAGUGAUAAUGACUCAUUCUAAGGAUGAGCUGAAGGACCUCACCCUGUGCUGUAGCAUUGAAGACAUGCUGGAUCCAAUCUUUCUGUCUAUUUCUGGUGAAGUAAAGGGGCUGCAUGUCACAUAUUCUAUACCCGUUGACAGUGACGAGAAAGAAAAAUCAGAGAGUUCUCAAGAGCUAAAAUUAGACUUCGGUUCUGAAGUGGCAUUGAAGAGUGUGGUAAAACGUCACCUCAUAAUCACCAAUCAUUCUGAAUUAGCUGCUUUUUUCACAAUCGAGGUCGACUAUUUUAGCAGCGGUCCGCCAUCUUCAGAGGAACAUGGUUCGGAUGCUGAUAUAGCCGUGGAAAAAACAAGACGGAUAACCAGAAUGAUAGAAAAAAGAAGACAAUCAGCUCUCAAAGCGGCAAUGUUGUCUCAUGGGAAAGGAGCGACUUUCCAUGUGUGCCCUUCCACAGGAACCCUGAAGGCCUUUGAAGAGCUUUCUGUAGAAAUAACAGCCUAUAACAACAUGUGGGGACAUUACGAGGACACUCUCAGCUGCAAAGUUGGAGAAUCAGACCCUGUGUGGAUUCCCAUCCAGAUGACUGUGAAAGGCUGCCCAAUCUACUUGCAAGUGACAGGACCAAACCAUCCAAUGGCGACACCUGUCAUCAGGUUUGGGGCCCACAUCUCUGGCGGAGACACAGUCUCCCGUUAUCUGCGUCUCAAUAAUCCCACUCCUUUUGACAUUCGGAUGGAUUGGGAAACUUACAACCAGGAUAAAGAUGAUGACAAGUUGGUGGACCUCUUGGUGUUCUACGGCGCUCCUUUCCCAAUUAAAGACUUAGAUGGCAAUGAGAUUGAAGUCCUCUGGGAAUCUGACCCAUCCCGGUAUAGGAUCUCUUUUGCCUCAACUAUCACGUCUCUUAGCUCUACCAGGCAGGACACAAGCCUGGGGCCAAUUUUGGAGGACGAUGAAGGAGGAAGUGAUGAUGAUGAUGAUGAUGAUACAGUGUGGCAUACACCCACCCCAAGACAAAUAAUUUCUGUUGUCAUCAGAGCUCACGAGGGGGUGCCUUCAGACUAUCCUUUCUGCAUAACUCCCAAGCAAGUCGUUGUUCCUGCAGGGGGCAAUGUUGCCAUCCACAUUUCCUUCACUCCGCUGAUGCUUCCUGAGAUCAUUAAUAAGUUUGAAUGCGAAGGCUUUGCUCUUGGCUUCAUGAGUUUGGACAGCCCGGUAGCUCAGGAGAUCCCAGGAAAAGUAAUUCGUGGAGACGGUCAUGCUGUAGCACCUCUCAGAAUUGACCUGCAAGCUUUUGUCAAACCCGCCUUAUUAACCAUUGAAAUGGAUCAUGAGCGUGGCUUGGAGUUUUAUGCAUUCGCCAGUGGCCUGAUCCCAGAUAUGCCCUUAAAGGGUGUUUUGACAGACACAGCCACCACUCUCAAUUUGAAACUCACCAACAACACUGAGGCGCCUCUUUCCUUUAAGCUCAUCUUAACGAUGCCCUUCUCUGUCUCUGGAGUGGACCCCAAGAAGAGCCUGCAAACAUCUCACAGUGACAGAGAGGAUGGGGGACAUAACCUCCUCCUUCAUGCACUGGAAAAUAUGCUGGUGAAGGUGUCCUUCCACACAACCCUAGAAUUGCUAACCUACCAGUAUCUUCCAGAAGACCAGAUGCCUCCUGGACUUCAAGUGCUCAAUCGUGAAAAUGGAGAUAAAAUACUAGAGUUUCAGCAAGAUCUAGUGAUUGAGUACAGCAACAAAGCGAACCAGGUGUUGCCCAUGACAGCCUACCUGACCGUCCCGCUGCUUGAACUGUCUUGUGAUACGAUUGACUUUGGGACCUGCCUAGUGAACCAAAAGAGGACUGAAGCUAUCCUUGUGAUGAAUAAGAGCGGAUGCAGGAGUUACUGGGCUGCAUUGCUGAAUGAAGAAGAGCGGCACAGGGACCCAGAAGUGUUUUCCAUCUCCCCAAAUAGCGGCAUGCUCGAAGCGCAUGUAUGCAGCGUGCCUACCAAAGAAGUCCUAGUUGUCCGCUUCACAGCAAGGGAGGACAAGGAGUACGAGACCAUUGUGACCAUUGUUGGGAUGCUGGGAGAGAAACCCUGCCUGCUCUCUGUACGAGGAAAAGGCUCUUACGAUGAGAAGUUUGAAGAGAGAAUCAAAACCUAAGCACUUGGCGACUUUCACAGCAGGAAAAUAUGCCAUUCAUUGAGCAGCGUGACCACCUGCCGAGCCCCGGUGCAGCCCAGGGGGUGACCCAGAGCAAUGGCGCCACCAAGAGGGUUGACCUUCUCCAGAGGAAUGCCCAGCUUCUCCACACAGUAGACGGCCUGGAAGGACACCACAAUCAAGGCACCUGGGCGAGCAGACCAGCCCAACUGGGCUGGGUUAAAAACUAGCUUCUCCCCGGCUCUUCCAAAUAUUGUUGUUAAGGAGAUUCCAACAUUUUAAAAGAGAUAAGUACAAUUAUUGGA
Anolis carolinensis (green anole) is the source of this 5458-nucleotide messenger RNA. It is a transcript of the gene dlec1, whose product is annotated as DLEC1 cilia and flagella associated protein. The coding region runs from base 66 to 5153 and encodes 1695 amino acids. NCBI's taxonomy places the organism in Eukaryota, Metazoa, Chordata, Lepidosauria, Squamata, Anolidae. Gene Ontology annotation, cellular component: cytoplasm; cilium. The transcript is spliced from 39 exons. The record is from RefSeq and is a predicted model, not a curated record. Gene Ontology annotation, biological process: negative regulation of cell population proliferation. Gene Ontology annotation, molecular function: tubulin binding.